Messenger RNA from Nannospalax galili (Upper Galilee mountains blind mole rat), 493 nucleotides. RefSeq names its product fatty acid binding protein 9 (gene Fabp9). Gene Ontology annotation, cellular component: nucleus; cytosol. The coding region runs from base 50 to 448 and encodes 132 amino acids. The record is from RefSeq and is a predicted model, not a curated record. Gene Ontology annotation, biological process: fatty acid transport. The transcript is spliced from 4 exons. Lineage: Eukaryota; Metazoa; Chordata; Mammalia; Rodentia; Spalacidae. Gene Ontology annotation, molecular function: fatty acid binding.
CUUUGAUCUUCUGUUGUGAGUGCCUCCUCUUCUGAGAAAGCUGUCCACGAUGAUUGAGGCCUUCUUGGGAACCUGGAAACUGGUCUCCAGUGAAAACUUUGAGGAUUACAUGAAAGAACUGGGAGUGGAUUUUGCAGCCCGGAAUGCAGCGGCUCUAGUGAAGCCAAGUGUCAAUAUUGGUCUCAGUGGGGAAAUAGUGACCAUCCGAACAGAAAGUUCUUUCAAGAACACUGAGAUCUCCUUCAAGCUGGGGGAAGAGUUUGAUGAAACCACUGCAGACGACCGGAAAGUGAAGAGCAUCGUAACAUUAGACAAUGGGUCAAUGAUUCAAGUCCAAAAGUGGCUUGGCAAAGAGACAACAAUCAAAAGAAAAAUUGUGGAUUCAAAAAUGGUAGUGGAAUGUAGCAUGAACAAUAUUGUCAGCACUAGGACCUACGAAAAGGUGUAAAAAAAGGCAGACACCAGUGAGACCUUGGUCACUACAGGAAACUUG